Molecule: messenger RNA, 2343 nt
Organism: Perca flavescens (yellow perch)
Lineage: Eukaryota; Metazoa; Chordata; Actinopteri; Perciformes; Percidae
Product: tripartite motif-containing protein 16-like
Exons: 1
Coding region: 513-2186 (557 amino acids)
Molecular function (GO): protein binding; zinc ion binding
Source: RefSeq, a predicted model, not a curated record
CUGGGACAGCACCAUCACAGGAAAGAAGGAGAUUUAACAAACGACUAAAAAAUAAAAGGGAAAGUGAAAGACUUGUCAAUUCUGUGUGCUAGCAAACAAUAGAAACAUGCUUAAAAGCUGCUGUGUGCUGAUAUGAACUGCAUUAGGGUGCAUUAGGACAUAUUUUCGGCGUACUGCAUUUGAUAUACGAUGUAAUGGGACAUAUUAAAUAUUUCCCUGUCACACUAAUUGUAGUAUGGGCAUUGCAACACACCCAGUAUCUCUCUCAAAGCGCUCCUCUUCCAGGAAUGAACAAAGCUUGAUAACCCCUCCCUCUCAAACACAGCCAGCUCCACUCUGUGCUCAUAUUUCCUUGUUCCCUCCCCUUCAGAGCUACAGUUUGCAGAUGGGUGUAACCAACAUGCUGGGGAAGUACAACAGCGUAUCACUGCUGAUUUACAUCAGAGCUCAGACUAGUUUCACUUCUCAGGAAGUGAGACUCAGACAGUCGUUGUCACUGAGCGAGAGGUGAAAUGGAGCAGAAAGGAGUUCAGCUGGACCGGGGAACCUUCUCUUGUUCCAUCUGUCUGGAUCUACUGAAGGAUCCGGUGACUACUUCCUGUGGACACAGCUACUGCAUGGACUGUAUUAAAAGCCACUGGGAUGUAGAGGAUGGUAAGUACAGCUACAGCUGUCCUCAGUGCAGGCAGAGCUUCACACCGAGGCCUGUCCUGCUGAAAAACACCAUGUUAGCAGAUUUAGUGGAGGAGCUGAAGAAGACUGGACUCCAAGCUGCUCCUGCUGAUCACUGCUAUGCUGGAGCUGAAGAUGUGGCCUGUGAUGUCUGCACCGGGAGAAAACUCAAAGCACACAAGUCCUGUCUGAUCUGUCUUGUCUCUUACUGUGAGAAACACCUUCAGCCUCAUUAUGAUGUAGCUCAGUUUAAGAGACACAAGCUGGUGGAGCCGUCCAAGAAGCUCCAGGAGAACGUCUGCUCUCGUCAUGAUGAGGUGAUGAAGAUUUUCUGUCGUACUGAUCAGCAGCUUAUCUGUUAUCUCUGCUCUGUGGAGGAACAUAAAGGCCACGACACAGUCUCAGCUGCAGCAGAGAGAGCUGAGAGGCAGAGAGAGCUCGAGGGGAGUCGACAAAACAUCCAGCAGAGAAUCCAGGACAGAGAGAAAGAUGUGAAGCUGCUUCAACAGCAGGCGGAGGCCAUCAAUCUCUCUGCUGAUAAAGCAGUGGAGGACAGCGAGAAGAUCUUCACCGAGCUGAUCCGUCUCCUGGAGAAAAGAAGCUCUGAUGUGAAGCAGCAGGUCAGAUCCCAGCAGAAAAAUGAAGUGAGUCCAGUCAGAGAGCUUCAGGAGAAGCUGGAGCAGGAGAUCACUGAGCUGAAGAGGAAAGACGCUGAGCUGAAGAAGCUCUCACACACAGAGGAUCACAACCAGUUUCUACACAACUACCCCUCACUGUCACCUCUCAGCCAAUCAGCAUCCAGCAUCCAUAUCUGUCCUCUGAGCUGCUUUGAGGACGUGACAGCAGCCGUGUCAGAAGUCCGAGAUAAACUACAGGACGUCCUGAGAGAGAAGAGGACAAACGUCUCACUGACAGGGACUGAAGUGGACGUUUUACUGCCACAACCAGAGCCCAAGACCAGAGCUGGAUUCUUAAAAUAUUCACGUGAAAUCACACUGGAUCCAAACACAGCACACACACGGCUGUUAUUAUCUGAGGGGAACAGGAGAGCAACAAUAAUGAGUGAACAACAAUCUUAUUCUAGUCACCCAGACAGAUUUACUGGCUGGUAUCAGGUCCUGAGUAGAGAGAGUCUGACUGGACGUUGUUACUGGGAGGUGGAGACGAGAGGGUUAGGAGUUUAUGUAGCAGUCACAUACAAGAAUAUCAGCAGAGCAGGGUGUUUGGGUGAAUGUAGAUUUGGAUACAAUGAUAAAUCUUGGGCGUUAGAUUGUAUCAACAACGGUUAUACAUUUUGUUACAACAAUGUCCAAACUCCCGUCUCAGAUCCUGUGUCCUCCAGAGUAGGAGUGUACCUGGAUCACAGUGCAGGUAUUCUGUCCUUCUACAGCGUCUCUGAAACCAUGACUCUCCUCCACAGAGUCCAGACCACAUUCACUCAGCCCCUCUAUGCUGGACUAAGGCUUAAUAUUUGGUCUUCUGGAGACUCUGCUGAGUUGUGUAAACUGAAAUAGACAGAAGUCAUUUAAGGGUUAGCCUAUAUUCUGUGUUUAAACUCUUUUGGCAUUUUUUCCAGUAUAUGGUACUUGCUCGACUCGACCGCGGUGCCCCGUCCUCCAUUUUCCAUUGCAGAUUUAGUACCGCCUCAUGCGUGAGGUGAGCAUGGCUGGU